AUGCACGCUGCUGGCCCCGCCCAGGAAGGGCGGCCGCGCUGCGCCGCCAUGUCGGGAGCGGCGGGGCCGGGGCAGGGGCCGGGCCGGACCCCGCUGCCCUGCGCCCCCCGCCCCGCCGCCGCGCUCCAGCUGGGCGGGGGGACCGAACCGGCGCGGCCCGGAGUCGCCGUCAUCGAUCUCCGCUUCCCCCGCGGAGCCCCCGCCGACCCCCGCCGCUGGGUGACCUGCCUGCGGAACUACUGCCUGAUGCCCUGCCCGCACACCGAGGAGGGCUCCCAGGACUACUUCUCCCUCCACCGCCACCAGAUGCUGUGUGACAUGGACCAGGUGACAGCGAUGCGGUUCAUCCUGCGGCAGCCCUCCCCGGUCUGGCUCCACUUCACCAUCGAGGAGCUGCAGAUUUUCCCCCCUGGACAGAAGAGCCCCCAGAAGGAUUUCCCCUCCUGGCUCUCCCAGCUGACCCCUCCAGAGCAGCCAGCCAGCCUGCACGGGGAGCUCCCCGACCCGGAGAAGGUGUCGACGGAGGUGCAGCAAAUGUGGGUGCUGACGGAGGUGAUCCGGGCUCGCCAGGCAGCCGCCCGCAUCGGGCGCUUCGACGUGGACGGCUGCUACGAUGUCAACCUGCUCUCCUACACGUGAGCCCCGCGGGCGCCGGACGGAGGGAGCUCAGCGCUCCCGCAUCCUUCCCGCAGGAAUUCCAGGCCCUUCCUGCGCCCCUUCCCCAAUUCCUCUGGCGCUGGUGGGCAGCGCUGCCACCCGGGAGCCCCCCGGGGGACCUUUCCCUUCCGCUGCCAGGGCUCUGUGCUUGGCACGUCCCAGCGGGCUCCCUCACCCUACCUCUGCCCUGGGGAGCGGCUGCCCGCCCGGCCUGCGGGAGGAGGCUCCCGCAAACAAAGGGGGUGCGGGGGGUGGCCUCCACCACGCACGGAGG
Calidris pugnax (ruff) is the source of this 931-nucleotide messenger RNA. It is a transcript of the gene NICN1, whose product is annotated as nicolin 1. The record is from RefSeq and is a predicted model, not a curated record. NCBI's taxonomy places the organism in Eukaryota, Metazoa, Chordata, Aves, Charadriiformes, Scolopacidae. Bases 1 to 639 code for a protein of 212 amino acids. Gene Ontology annotation, cellular component: nucleoplasm. The transcript is spliced from 6 exons.